UAGACUUUGUAUUAGCUGCAGGGCUUUCGGCCUCUCUUUCUUCAUUUCUCCCUUAAAGAGAACCAGCAGGAAUAUAAAGCAGCCUUCAGAUCUGUCUGGACUGCUUGUUGGAGGAAACUGAGGAAACUUUUCUCCCUGAGAGUCUCACCUGUCCCUGUAGAAAAAAAUGAGUGACAUGCUGGACGAGGGCUCUUUCAUGUUCACGUCGGAGUCCGUAGGAGAGGGACAUCCAGACAAGAUCUGUGACCAGAUCAGUGAUGCUGUCCUGGACGCUCACCUGAAACAGGACCCUGAUGCCAAAGUGGCCUGUGAGACGGUGUGUAAGACUGGCAUGGUGUUGCUCUGUGGAGAGAUCACAUCUCGAGCCAACGUGGACUACCAGAGGGUGGUGAGAGAUGCCAUCAAACACAUCGGCUACGACAACUCUGACAAAGGUUUUGACUAUAAGACGUGUAAUGUGCUGGUGGCUCUGGAGCAGCAGAGUCCGGACAUUGCUCAGGGUGUCCACAUUGACAGACAGGAGGAGGACAUUGGAGCAGGAGACCAGGGUCUGAUGUUCGGCUACGCUACAGACGAGACAGAGGAGUGCAUGCCUCUCACCAUCGUCUUAGCCCACAGACUCAACUCAAAGAUGGCUGAACUCAGACGAAACGGCGUCAUCCCCUGGCUGCGUCCUGACUCUAAAACACAGGUGACAGUACAUUAUGACCAGAAGGACGGAGCUGUGAUCCCAAAGAGAGUUCACACCAUCGUGAUCUCUGUGCAGCAUGAUGACUGCAUCUCUCUGGAGGAUCAGCAGAGGGUCCUGAAGGAGAAGGUGAUCAACGCUGUUGUUCCUGCUAAAUAUUUGGAUGACAAGACCAUCUACCACCUCCAGCCCAGCGGUCGCUUCGUCAUUGGAGGACCUCAGGGUGAUGCUGGUGUGACAGGCAGGAAGAUCAUUGUAGACACAUACGGAGGUUGGGGCGCUCACGGUGGUGGAGCUUUCUCCGGCAAAGACUUCUCAAAGGUGGACCGAUCUGCUGCCUACGCCGCUCGCUGGGUGGCCAAGUCUCUGGUCAAAGCCAAACUGUGCAGGAGAGUUCUGGUGCAGGUGUCUUAUGCAAUCGGAGUGGCCCAACCUUUGUCCAUCUCCUUGUUCACCUACGGUUCCUCCCAGAAAACAGAGUCAGAGCUGCUCCAGAUUGUCAACAAGAACUUUGAUCUGCGGCCAGGAGUCAUUGUCAGGGAACUGAACCUGAAGAGGCCGAUCUACCAGCAGACAGCCUCUUAUGGCCACUUUGGUCGACCAGAGUUUAGCUGGGAGGUGCCCAAAAAGCUUGUCUACUAAAUACUCCACCUGCUCAUCCUGAUCGACUCACCUGGAGGCUGAACGAGAUGCCUCUUUGUGUGCUACGACUGCCAGCUCCGUCAACCUAUAGGACAUUUUUUAACAGGAAAAACUAAAGCCAAAGUUAGGGAUAAGUCAGCUUUAAAGAGGUGAGAAGAUAAUUAUAUGCACGGGUGGUUGUAGCCAACGGACAUAUAAUGGGACAAUGAGUAGAGAGACACUGCAGAGGACAUCUCAGUACAGUAACCAAUCCUUUCCCCUCCUGUCCUUAAACAUCCAGUUAUUGGUGCUUUAGAAAUAUACGGUACAAUCACUAGUUAAAGAUCUUCCCUGGUGACGUAAAGGAACACAACAGCAAUUAAAAUCCUCUGAAGAUAAAAACUUCUACCCCACUAGAAGCAGUGUUUUACCUCAAAGCUGCAAAUGUUCCUUUACAUGACCAGUUUGACGUACAGAAACAACCUCAGCGUUCAGAUGCUACUGACAACAGCAAGUAUUUCAUCAUUGAACGAAUGUCAGAAGUGUAAUUAUUGCUCAACCAAAGGCUCUGCUUUAGGAGAAAACUUGUAAAAUUCCUUUCCCAAGUCUUAUUUUGGAAUGAGUGCUGCAGGAAGCUGUUUGUAUGGUUACAAUCACCAUCGUACAACUACACAGGUCAUUAAGAUGCGGAGAGAGCUCUUAUGUUACAAUCAAUCAAAUGUAAAAUAGCCAUGCAGUCUUAUGUUUUCAUACAGCUGCUCUCUUCUGUCAUCCUUUCAGCCCUGCUGCUUUUAUUGCCGCACAGCUCACCUGGUGGCUGAUUUGUAUCUUUACAUGUAUUCUUUUUUUUUUUUUUUACCUGCAGGUCUGUUGCUGUGAGUCUGUAGAUGUGAUUCUUUUUAGCAAUUAACUUGAAGUCUCUUCUUUCUUUGCUCUCUGCAGUGGAUCACCAAGAUGUAGCUGUUGGGAGUAAAGCAUUAAGUACACCUCUGAUGUCUUAGAAUUGCUGCAUUUUUACAACAUAAACCCUUGGUAUGCAGCUCUCCUAUAUAUCUUAUCUCCCUUCUUGCUCAAUGUGAAGUUUGCUUUGCAGCUCUAUAUCGCAGGCCGAGACCCUUCCCCACAGAUAAUGUUUAUUGAAAUAUAUUUCUUAACAGGGCAUUUAAGAAUAUUAACUUUAAGUCAGCUUUCGUUUGCUUAAUCACAAAGUAUUUAAUUUUUUUUCUAAUGGGA
Molecule: messenger RNA, 2542 nt
Organism: Centropristis striata (black sea bass)
Lineage: Eukaryota; Metazoa; Chordata; Actinopteri; Perciformes; Serranidae
Gene: mat1a
Product: methionine adenosyltransferase 1A
Exons: 10
Coding region: 167-1330 (387 amino acids)
Biological process (GO): S-adenosylmethionine biosynthetic process
Cellular component (GO): cytosol
Molecular function (GO): methionine adenosyltransferase activity; ATP binding
Source: RefSeq, a predicted model, not a curated record